UCUCCUGAAACUCUGAGGGUUAGAAAAGCAUAAGUUGAUGAAGACUAAGAAGAAGCAGACGAAUAGUAGUAUCAUCUCUGUCAAAGAGAUAACAAAGUCCUCUUUCAAAAUCGCCCUAAGGAAGAAACCUGCCGCUGCCACCAUAACCGUAGAAGAUAACGACAAUGGAGGAAGAAUCAACUCGUCUUUGUGGGUCAAAUCUCUCUUACUCGGAAGAGGAGCGUACGGUUCGGUUUAUCUAGCUAAGAGCAAGAGCGAGAAACACCAAACAGGAGUAAGAGCCAUCCAAACUGCAGAGAUUUCACAUGCUUCAAGCCUCAUGGACGAAGGCAGGUUUCUUAUCCGUUUACAAUCCCCUUUCAUUGUCCGUUGCUACGGCGUUGAGAUUGCACGCGAGGAGGAGGACGAUCAAUGCAUGCUAUACAAUCUGAUUCUCGAGUAUUGCUCUGGCAAAACCAUUGCCGACUUGAUCGAGGAUAAUCAUGGCGAGUUACUUGAGUCGGAGGUCAAAGUAUUCGCUAGAGAUGUCUUGUCUGGUCUCACUUACAUCCACGACAGAAACAUCAUUCACUGCGACAUCAAACCCGACAACCUCUUACUCUCCCCUACCCAUGUCCGGUUCAGGUCUACUGGGUACUUGACCAAGAUUAGGGAUUUUGGAUUAGCUAUGGAGAAAGGCUCGGUGGAGUACGGUAAUGGAUACGGCCAUAAGAGAGGCACCACGAGGUAUAUGGCUCCAGAGCUUAUGGCCCAUGGCAUUGUUGACUUUGGAUCAGAUGUGUGGGCCUUUGGAUGCACGAUGUUGGAGAUGUUAUCCGGAAUAUCAGUUUGGGGAGAAUACGGUGAUCUUGAUUCUGAUGAUUGGGUCAAUCUCAUUGGCCACAGCGAUCGUAUGCCUCAUGUACCGGUUUGGUUGUCUAAAGAUGCACUAAAUUUCUUGAGCAGAUGCUUGGAGAGAGACGUUAACAAGAGGUGGUCUACUCAUUCACUCAAGAACCAUCCCUUUGUUCUGUUAUGAGGGAGGAACCAAUGAAUGAUAUGUUUUGUGUUCAUUCAAUUUGUUUGGAACAU
Messenger RNA from Brassica oleracea var. oleracea, 1071 nucleotides. Its product is annotated as mitogen-activated protein kinase kinase kinase ANP1. NCBI's taxonomy places the organism in Eukaryota, Viridiplantae, Streptophyta, Magnoliopsida, Brassicales, Brassicaceae. The transcript has a single exon. Gene Ontology annotation, molecular function: protein kinase activity; ATP binding. The coding region runs from base 38 to 1018 and encodes 326 amino acids. Gene Ontology annotation, biological process: protein phosphorylation. The record is from RefSeq and is a predicted model, not a curated record.